Siniperca chuatsi (mandarin fish) is the source of this 5450-nucleotide messenger RNA. It is a transcript of the gene gabrg2, whose product is annotated as gamma-aminobutyric acid type A receptor subunit gamma2. The record is from RefSeq and is a predicted model, not a curated record. NCBI's taxonomy places the organism in Eukaryota, Metazoa, Chordata, Actinopteri, Centrarchiformes, Sinipercidae. Gene Ontology annotation, biological process: monoatomic ion transmembrane transport; chloride transport; synaptic transmission, GABAergic. Gene Ontology annotation, molecular function: GABA-A receptor activity; benzodiazepine receptor activity; transmitter-gated monoatomic ion channel activity involved in regulation of postsynaptic membrane potential. The transcript is spliced from 10 exons. Gene Ontology annotation, cellular component: postsynapse; synapse; neuron projection. Bases 409 to 1839 code for a protein of 476 amino acids.
GCUUCCGCUUGGUGAAACCACGCAUGUGUUGAUCCGUGCUGCAGCAACGUGCAUCAGUUCCUCUCUGACCCCACUGUUGAUCUGCAUUCAGACUGAGGCUCUGCUGGUUUUCUCAGCUGCUCGAUAUUACUGUAGCUUAUACAGGGGGGAGGCUUCGCCGUCUGAGGCAGUUUUUAAGGCCCUGCUAGGCAACGAGAAAGAAAAAAAAAACGAAAAAAAAAAAAAACGACCGAUACGAAAUCAAGCUUUCGACUCGUUUCGAUUUUGUUUUGGCUGAUUUCACUCCACCGCACGUCCGCCUCGGGUCUAGAACUGCAGACCCGCUACCGCUAACGUGCGUAAUGUAUCGUAGAGAGGAAACACAGUGAAUAGACGGACACGUCCAUCUGCAAUAAAGAGGAAACGAAGAUGGUGAUGAUGGCUUCACCAAAUGUAGCCUCCAAAUGUUCGACAGCAAUGGCGAAGCCCUCCUUCCCCCUGAAGCUGUUUCUCUGGGUUUUUAUUGUCGUUAAUCUCCCUACAAGCUCCUUCCAGACUGAUGACGAUGAUGAGGUGUCUAACAAGACGUGGGUGCUGACUCCCAAAGUGUAUGAGAGUGACGUCACGCACAUCCUAAACAGCCUACUAGAUGGUUAUGACAACAAACUCAGACCUGAUAUCGGAGUCAAGCCGACAGUGAUCCACACAGACAUGUUUGUCAACAGCAUCGGUCCAGUAAAUGCCAUCAAUAUGGAAUACACCAUCGACAUCUUUUUUGCUCAGACCUGGUACGACAGAAGGUUAAAAUUCAACAGCACGAUGAAGGUUCUGCGUCUCAACAGCAACAUGGUUGGGAAGAUCUGGAUCCCAGACACUUUUUUCCGCAAUUCGAAGAAGGCUGAUGCCCACUGGAUCACCACACCCAAUCGCAUGCUUCGAAUCUGGAAUGACGGUCGAAUACUCUACACCCUCAGGUUGACCAUCGAUGCCGAGUGCCAGCUUAAACUGAACAACUUCCCAAUGGAUGAGCACUCAUGUCCCCUGGAGUUUUCAAGCUAUGGCUACCCCAGGGAGGAGAUUGUGUACAAGUGGAAAAGGAGCUCAGUGGAGGUUGGUGACAUUCGCUCCUGGAGGCUCUACCAGUUCUCCUUUGUGGGCCUAAGGAACACCACUGAGAUUGUCAGGACUGUCUCAGGAGACUAUGUGGUGCUGACCGUCUUCUUUGACCUGAGCAGGAGAAUGGGCUACUUCACCAUUCAGACCUACAUCCCAUGCACCCUGAUUGUUGUCCUCUCCUGGGUCUCGUUCUGGAUCAACAAGGAUGCAGUACCAGCCAGGACAUCAUUAGGCAUCACCACUGUGCUGACCAUGACCACGCUGAGUACUAUUGCCAGGAAAUCCCUUCCAAAAGUUUCCUAUGUGACCGCCAUGGACCUGUUUGUGUCUGUCUGCUUCAUCUUUGUCUUUGCGGCGCUUAUAGAGUAUGGCACGCUGCACUACUUUGUCAGCAACAGGAAGCCUAGUGCCAAAAAGGACAAGAAGAAGAAAAACCCGCUCCUCCGGCUCUUUUCCUCAAAGCAGACACCCACGGUAGACAUCCGUCCACGCUCAGCCACAGCCAUUCAGAUGAACAACGCCACACACAUGCAGGAGCGAGACGAGGAGUAUGGUUAUGAGUGUCUGGAUGGGAAGGACUGCACCAGCUUCUUCUGCUGCUUCGAAGACUGCCGCUCCGGAGCCUGGCGGCACGGCAGGUUGCAUAUCCGCAUCGCCAAGAUAGACUCGUAUGCACGCAUCUUCUUCCCCACUGCAUUUGGUCUCUUCAACCUGGUCUACUGGGUCUCUUAUCUCUAUCUUUAGGCCUGGGUGUGCAUCCAGCCUUAUCAUAUAGUUCAUUACAUUCUACAUAUGCUCUGUGCCAGCAAGGGACAUUUUGAAGGAGGGACCCACUGAAACACCCAACGAUUUGAUUCAAAGCAAUUCCUUUAAUACCUUAGUUUGAAUCUCUUUGAAUUUUUGUCAUUUCAUUUUAUUACUUUGACAGACAUUGCAAAUGUUGUAGCAUUACAUUUAACUGGUAUGAGGAGAUUUAGUGUGUUGUGAAAGCACUGACUGUGUGAGCAAUUAACAAGAAUCUUAGUUUAGUUUUUGUUUUCAUGAUUUGAUUUUGGACUUUUUAUCUGUAAUUUCCUGUGAAUUUCUUCUCAAUGGGAUUUUUACCAAUUGCUUUAUUUUUAGACAAAUAUAUUCCUUCCAUAGUAAACGGUUUAAAUAAAUAGAAAUUCAGAUCACAGCAAACACCUAUCAGAAAAACCUAAAUUUAUUUUCACUAUUUUUUUCCCCUUAACAUACUAAAACACAAAAUCUGAAGAACUCUAAAAGAGAUGUGUUAGACUGCGACAUUAAAAAUCAUUUUGAUGAUGCUAAUUUAUUUUCAGUUCAUUUAUUUUCAAUUUAUUUAGCUUAAGUGUUGGCACGAUUAGACAUUGUAUUUUUCAUGUGUGGUCAGAGAGAGAUGAUACUGUUUAUGGACAAUGCUCAACUGUACAGACACUGUAUAUAUUUUACUAUUACAUAGUGGUUUACAUUUAUUGCAUGCACCUUUCAGGCCAAAAAUCAACAUGUUUUAUGGUCUAUUGUUGGCUAUGGAAACUAAAAUAUGAGCACUGUUGAUUAUCAUUCAGGAUUUAAUUAUACUUUUUUCUAGAAAAAUUGGAAAAUUAAAUGAUAAAAAUGUGCCCAGUUUAUCUUUUUAAGUUGAGGAAUCAUCUUUGCAUACAGGUGGGAGGAUCAGCCCAGAAUUUCAGGCCAGACGACGGGUUUAAUCAUUUUCCUCGCAGCCAUUAGCUUACAGUAUAGACAACACUGACCUCUCAUCCUCUUCUCCAUUUGCUGUUAAAAGCGAGCAUUUACAUAAUGACACACUGCUGUUGUAUUUUGGUUAUGCAAGCUUUUACAAGAGAAACUGUGCUAAAACAUGUUAGGUUUUCUUAUAAAAACUAAUCUUUUAUUUGCCCUUUACAUUAGCAGAGUAAUAACUUCAAAUAGAGGAAUUUAAACUAAUCUACACUUUACUGCAAAUGUCCAUACAGACAGCUGAAGGGUAUUUUGAAAUCCCUGCAGUAGAACAGGGUUCAUUUUAUGUCAUCCUUCUAAGAUGAGCAACAAAACAAACAAAAAAAAGAAAAACUGAAAAAAAUAUGAAUUGAUAAUAAAUAAAAAGCUUCAUUCAAGUAAAAAAGCAUCUGCUUAUGUUGAGAACAGAUGUGUAAGCCUUAUUAUCAAGCAUCUCACUUCCUGUCUCUGAUAAGAUUGAAUACAUUGAGAAUGUAAAUUAUCACAUAAUGAGGACGUUGAUUCACUGGCUGGGCAGAAAAUUUUCUUUAUAUUUUUUAUUUGAUAUUUUCUUUUUUUUAAUAUAAAUUUGCUUUGAAUGCCGUAAUGUGUGAAGAGAGCAGAGAACACAGCGAAAGCAUCUGAAUUGUAAAUGUUGUGUAUGAUAACAUGUAACGCACUUAAAUUACAGCCCCUUACAGAUCAAUUUUGAUAGACACCAGAUGCAACAAAUGGAGAUAGUGCUUCAGUAUGAUUUGUAAACUCACAAGGAAUAGGUGUAAAUCACAUUGUCUAUGUAUAUAUAUUAUAAACUGAAGAAAACACUUGUUGAGCCCUUGGGAUUUUGUAAAAGGGUAUAUAUUUUGUAAUUUCAGCAUUGUUACAGUAUAUCAUCAUACAGUAUACUAGACUUAUUGUAUUAUGCUGGACUGACCAUGUAGAAUACUUGGGGGUAAUGGGGUAUUUAUUUAUUUAUUCAUUGAUGGUAUUUAUUUAUUUAUUUAUUUUAUUGAAAGAAAUUGUAUUUUAUGUUCAUAUAGCCCCUGAAAAGAAACACAGAAUGCUGUCAUUUAUAUCAAAGAUACAUUUUUUGUUUGAUGUGUCAAUGGAGCUUGAGCUUAUUUAUCUUGUGUUUUCUAUGUUGUGAUCGAUGUACACUACUCUCACAAAGGCCUGUCAAACUGUUAUAUCUGUUGAAUUAGUGAGUUGCAACAUUACCUGUUGUGCAGCUUCUGAGUAGUAAACUUUUAAAUAUUUUCAGGGAAAAAAAACAAAAAAACAUGUUCCCCAGCCACCAGAAGAAAAACAUUUGUUUGUCUAAGUGACUAUUAAUUAUUUCCACUUUUUCCACCGCCACAAGUUUUCAUUGGUCUUGAUAUUUGCCAUCAUUAAUAAAGCAUCAAUGAUGACACUAACAUAUGCAUUUAACAGAUUAUCUCAUAUUUCCUGAAGUUCUUUCCCUUUUGUAUUUAAUGGUGGUUCUGCUGUGUUCCGAAGCUGCCACUUAGUAGUCUAAACCUGUCUUCAGUGUGCACAUACUCACAUUUUUAGGAACGUAAGUGUGUCAAUAGCAAUGUAGACUGGUCAUCGUCAGUGUUCAGUAGUUUAAGUGUGAAAGAGUGAUUACAUCUUAUAAAGUGCCAAACUGACACACAUGCAAUAGAGAAUAUCAAACGAUAAUAUCAUUUGUGAAUCCACUACUGCUUUGUGGAAUACAAAACAUAUGCUAAAGGUGAGUGUUUUCUUGGAAGGAAAUGCUAUACAACGAAUGUUGGCCACACCGAUGUUCCCUCAGACAUUUUUAUUCUUUUUUUCUGUUUGUUUUUUUUUAGUUUGUUUGUUUGAUAUGGUACAGAACCAAAAGCAUGAGGACAAAUGUUCAAAUGUAAACCAGACCAAUAAAAACAAAUUCUUGUAUCAGGGUGAACUGGAAGACAUUUCUGAUUCAGACUGUAUCUGACUUUAUUUACAAACCCAUCGUACUGAUAACCGAGCAUGUCUUGUGUUUGAACAGUGGUGCAGAAUACACUUUUUUUCCCAUGAUAAUAAAAGCUUGAUUAUUAUUUGUUUAUUAUAUUUUUGUGCACUCUACUGUAAAUGCAGAGAUAUAAAGGUGUAUGGGAGAUACUGAAGCGUGUUUAUAUUCAGUAGUGUGCAUGUUGAAUAUGUUUUCAGUCAAACAGGGAUGUUUUAAAGAAUUUGGACUAAUUCAAGCAUUGUUUCAUCUGGUCUCAGUCCUUUGCCUGCAUUGACAUGGGCUUUUAUUACACUGUACUUAUUUUUGCCAAAGUGAUUUUAUUUAUUUUGGGACCCACAAAUGAGACAUAUAUAUGAACAGCACAUGUAGAUAUUUUCUAUUGUUAUGUAUUUUGUCAAACUGCAGAAAACAAAAUAAUACGCACUGGAAUUACAGAGUUCAGUAAAAGGUAUGAAAGAACAAAAUAAAUUUCAUAUGAUCCUCAUACAAACAGUAUGUUAGUUGUUUGCCAUCUAUGUUUCUUUGAGUAUUGUAUAAAAGGGGCGUUGAUCAAUUCUGUUAGGGUCUGCAUAACAUACUAUACAUGUUCUGGAAAAAAUCCUCUUCAUAAGGGAAGUGCACAUAGCUGUGGAAUUUUACAAUAAAAUGGUUGCAUUUA